AUGAACUCUCCGGUUAUCUCUAAGAUUUGUGCAUGGGGAAUAAUGUUAGGGCUCAUUGGGGUUUCAUUUCUCGCCAUGGCUUAUGCUUGCUAUGACAAGCACAACGCUUCGAUACCAAGCAAUGGAGAGCAAGAGAAACUAGGAAAGAAGCAAGUAUUGAAGCCGCUAGAUAUGGAACCAAAGAUUGUUGUUAUAAUGGCUGGUAAUGAAAACCCUACCUUCUUUGCUAAGCCAACAAAGAUCCAUGCAUGA
This is a messenger RNA of Arabis nemorensis, 252 nucleotides long. The record is from the annotation of a GenBank genome assembly. NCBI's taxonomy places the organism in Eukaryota, Viridiplantae, Streptophyta, Magnoliopsida, Brassicales, Brassicaceae.